AUGGCUGCUGACCACUCGCAAGGCUCGUAUACACGGCCUUUAGCGUUUGGCCUCUCAAUGGACCACCAGCACUCCCCAUUCAGAGAGGCUUUGAGUCUACCGCUCCACUUUGAACAGACAUACCUGGAGCCAAUGUACGCCCACAGGUACAGCGGACACUUCUCCUACCUACCCUUCCCUGGCCACUUGGCCAUGUACGACUAUUCCUUUGAGCCGGCCUUCAUCCGAAAGCGCAACGAGCGAGAGAGGCAGAGGGUGCGGUGUGUGAACGAGGGCUACGCCAGGCUCAGAGAGCACCUGCCCCAAGAGUUCGAGGAUAAAAGACUCAGCAAGGUGGAGACACUACGAGCGGCCAUCAGCUACAUCAAACACCUGCAGAACCUUCUGGAACUCCGUUUGCCUGAGGCCAUGGCGGAGCUGUCACCUGGGAGCGAGAGAGGAACUGUGGUCAGUACACAGCUUACAGAGUGCAACAGCGAUGGAGAGUCCAAACACAGUCUGAGUGACCAUGGGGAUGCAUGCUUCUGA
Colossoma macropomum (tambaqui) is the source of this 528-nucleotide messenger RNA. RefSeq names its product achaete-scute homolog 4. The record is from RefSeq and is a predicted model, not a curated record. Gene Ontology annotation, molecular function: protein dimerization activity; RNA polymerase II transcription regulatory region sequence-specific DNA binding; DNA-binding transcription factor activity, RNA polymerase II-specific. Gene Ontology annotation, biological process: developmental process; regulation of transcription by RNA polymerase II. The coding region runs from base 1 to 528 and encodes 175 amino acids. NCBI's taxonomy places the organism in Eukaryota, Metazoa, Chordata, Actinopteri, Characiformes, Serrasalmidae. The transcript has a single exon.